CUCUCUCCCCUCGUCUUAUCCCUGCUCCGCUCCACCUGCGCCCCACACACCACAUUCCACCAUUUUCACCCCUUCCCCGGGCGCCGGAGGAGCCCAACCCUUCGCCUCGCCUCGCCGCCACCGUCCACCUCUUCCGCGUCGACCUCGCCGGCGGCGUCCGAUCCGUGGGGCACUCGCUCGAAUGGCGCCGCAGCUGCAGGGCGGCUGCUACGCGGUCUCCUCCUGGCCCCGCCUCCCGCGGCUGCCCCCCUGGCCCUGCGUCGCCUCCUACUCCUCCCACACGCAGAGGCGACGGGCGCUACGCCUCCUGCCGCCGCAGCGCCGGUGCGUGGCUGUCCGGGUGGUCGCGGAGGCUGCUCCGUCCCUGGCCCUGGGCCCGGAGGGCCGCGUCGCGGGGGCAAAGGAACACGUGCGGUUUUUUGCGGCGGAUCUGGAGGGGGUUCCGGGGCAUCGGCGGCAGGAGGAGGAUGAGGAGGAAGCUGUGGACGAGAGGGAGAGGUUGAGGCGGAUGCGGAUCUCCAAGGCGAACAAGGGGAACACGCCGUGGAACAAGGGCAGGAAGCACAGCCCAGAGACGCUGCAGAGGAUUCGGGAGAGAACGAGGAUUGCGAUGCAGGACCCCAAGGUUAAGAAAAAGUUGAUGAAUCUGGGACAUGCACAGAGUGAGGAGACAAGAAUAAAGAUAUCUAUGGGAGUGAGGCGAGGAUGGAAUUUGCGUUUACAGAAGUUAAUGAUUCAGGAUGGUUGCUUUGUGGAGUGGCGAGACAUGAUAGCAGAUGCAGCUAGGAAGGGCUUUGCUGGUGGAAUCUCCCUCCAAUGGAAUUCAUAUAAAAUCUUGACAGAGCAGAUGCGGCAGGAGUGGGUGGAAAAGCUUCAGAAAAGGAGAUCAAUGCCUCGGCCAACAGGUAAUAGACGAGCACCAAAAUCUCCUGAACAGAGGAGGAAAAUUGCAGAAGCCAUUGCUGCGAAGUGGCUUGAUAAAGAAUACCGUGAACGCGUAUGCAGUGGAAUUGCUAGCUACCAUGGAUCAUCUUCUGGAACUAAAGUACCACGAAAACCAAGGUCUUCCAGAGAACCUGGUGCUAAGAGAGAUACCACGAGAAAGAAACCUAUUCAAUCCAGAUCUGCUGGGUUAGAGGAUGAAUAUGUAAUAGCUCCAACAGUUAAGAGAAAGAAGAGUGCAACUCCAUACAAAGAUCCAAUGGCUGUUGAAAAACUAGAGAUGAUAACGAAGAUUCGGGCUCAAAGGGCAGCAGUGGAAAUAGAAAGGAAAGAAGCUAUUAACAGGGCUAGGUCACUCAUUGCAGAAGCUGAGAAGGCUGCAAAUGCUCUUGAAACUGUCGCGUCUACAAGCCCUUUUGCUCACGCAUCACUUAUAGAAGCUAGAAAGCUUGUUACAGAGGCUAGAUUAUCUCUACAACAAGUUGAUGAUGAAGGUCCUGCAGAUAUUUCUGAUGAUGCAUCACAAGGCACAGGUAUGUGUGAAUUGCACAACCAUGACUUGGCAAAUCAAAAUGACGUGAUCAAGCAAGAGAAUAAACCAAUCAAUGGGAUGAAACUUCCUCCAAGCAAUAUCAAUGGCACGGAUUUCUAUUUUGAUGUGUCGACUCUCAAUGAAACAAAUCAUCUUAGAGAUUAUCAGAGAAUAGAAAAUUCCAUGGAAAGAGCCUAUCUUCUUCCUUCCGCUUCUUCAGCUAUUCAAGAUGUGAAUGGAAAUCGCAGGAUUAAAGAUUUUAAUGCCCAUCAAUUAAUGGUGGAUGAAUCAAUAACAAUUGACCAAAUUGCAUCUGAAGCAGCAGAAAAUUAUCCCGAUGAGCCACAGGAAGAAGAAGAUGGCACCUCACCAGAGCAGAAGUCUAAAAUGAGGUGGGUACGUGGGCGACUAGUUGAAGUGGAUGAAUAAAUAGGUAUUCUGAAUUAUAGUAGUUGACUAAACUUUUCAAGACAUCGUUAUCUUGCCUUUCUGCUUCCAUUUUGAUUGCUGUUGGUAUGGGCCAAAAAUGGGAAAUGCCGGAAAGGAUUACAGAUCUUCUUGGCACGCAUUCUUGGUGUAUUCUAAUAUGGAAAUUCGUCGGGAACACGGCAUGACUAAACGUAUUAUCUUCAGAGGUGAGAUAAUUGUAAUUAGUAGUUGGGAAUAUUAGAUAAUUUCCUUAGUCAGGUUAGGAAAAUUUUAGCACUAAAUUCAUGAUCUCGUGAAUGUGUUUAUCAUGUACCGAAUAGUUUGUAGUUAAUCAACUUAAAUUGCUACAGAUAGCCUUAACACGAUUUCAUUAUCUGAAUCCAUACCUGGUGUAUCUUAUAACUACGAGUUUUGUCUAGGUCAUACGCAUGGCAGGAACAUGUUUGGUUUGCGA
Oryza brachyantha (malo sina) is the source of this 2357-nucleotide messenger RNA. RefSeq lists its product as uncharacterized. Gene Ontology annotation, molecular function: DNA binding. The coding region runs from base 182 to 1903 and encodes 573 amino acids. The record is from RefSeq and is a predicted model, not a curated record. The transcript has 6 exons. NCBI's taxonomy places the organism in Eukaryota, Viridiplantae, Streptophyta, Magnoliopsida, Poales, Poaceae.